Molecule: messenger RNA, 1204 nt
Organism: Arabidopsis lyrata subsp. lyrata
Lineage: Eukaryota; Viridiplantae; Streptophyta; Magnoliopsida; Brassicales; Brassicaceae
Product: peroxidase 59
Exons: 4
Coding region: 84-1070 (328 amino acids)
Biological process (GO): hydrogen peroxide catabolic process; response to oxidative stress
Molecular function (GO): peroxidase activity; heme binding
Source: RefSeq, a predicted model, not a curated record
UUUCUCUAUAAAUAGGAUUCCAAUUCUUCUAUGUCAUAAUAAACUAUCACUCUAGUAAGUCUUUUAAACAAGCCAUCUAGACUAUGAAAACACCAACCAAAGUGAUGGGAGGACAUGUCUUGCUUACUGUAUUCACUUUGUGUAUGCUUUGUUCAGGGGUUAGGGCACAGCUAAGCUUUGACAUUUAUGCUAAAUCGUGCCCCAAUCUUGUGCAAAUUGUCCGUAGACAAGUUAUAAUUGCCCUGAAGGCCGAGAUACGGAUGGCUGCUUCCCUCAUUCGUCUUCAUUUCCACGACUGCUUUGUUAAUGGGUGUGAUGCGUCUGUAUUGUUGGAUGGAGCUGACAGCGAGAAACUCGCGAUCCCAAACAUUAAUUCUGCGAGAGGGUUUGAAGUAAUUGAUACAAUCAAAGACGCUGUGGAAAACGCAUGUCCUGGGGUUGUUUCUUGUGCUGAUAUCCUCACUUUGGCCGCUCGUGACUCGGUUUUCUUGAGCGGAGGGCCUCAGUGGAGAGUGGCAUUAGGAAGAAAAGAUGGAUUGGUGGCAAAUCAGAACAGUGCAAACAAUCUCCCAUCUCCUUUUGAACCUUUAGACGCUAUUAUCGCCAAAUUUGUAGCCGUAAACCUUAACAUCACCGACGUCGUAGCUUUAUCAGGAGCUCACACCUUUGGACAAGCGAAGUGUGCUGUCUUCAGCAACCGUCUGUUCAACUUUACCGGUGCGGGAACUCCUGACGCAACACUUGAGACAUCACUGUUGUCUAAUCUGCAAACAGUUUGUCCCCUUGGAGGAAAUAGUAACACAACAGCGCCCCUUGACAGGAACUCUACGGACGCCUUUGACAACAAUUAUUUCAAGAACCUACUCGAAGGGAAAGGUCUUUUGAGCUCUGAUCAGAUUCUGUUCUCGAGUGAUUUAGCUGUGAACACAACAAAGAGACUAGUGGAGGCUUAUAGUCGGAGCCAGAACUUGUUUUUCAGGGACUUCACAUGUUCGAUGAUCAGAAUGGGAAACAUUGCAAAUGGAGCUAGUGGGGAGGUUAGGAAGAACUGCAGGGUUAUCAAUAAUUAGCAUGUGUGUGUGUUUUCGAUUUUCAGUUAUGUUUGGGAGUUGAUCGGUCUCGUCUGUAUCAGAAUGAUCACGUGUGUAAUAAUAAGAAUUAAUGUGGUUUGCUGGUCUGUCUAAUUAAAAAAUGAUUUGGUAAA